CCAAAAAAAAAAGAAUAAAGAAAAAAAGGAAAAAGAAAAAUAUUUUUGGACUAAGAUGGACUGAGAUACGAGUCGUCUUCUCUCUCCGCUCCACGCAUAUAGCUGCCUCCUCGCGCGGCGAUUCACCGGCUCCCGCUCCACGCUUCCGCCAUUGCCGGGGUGGGGGGAGGCGGCGGCGGCGGUCUCCACCUCGCGCCAUCUUCGCGAUUCCCAUCGCCCUCGGCAGCCAGGCCAGGCGCUUUGGUGAACUCCCAGCACCUUUGCUUUGGGUGAUCAGGAUGCAGGGGAGCGAGAGCGAUGGCGUUUCCGACAAGAUGAACCAGUUCAAAAGUGACAGCGACGACGAGUCAUUUGUGGAUAAAGAUAGCAGCAUGGGCAUCGCUCCUACUAGAGCAGUAGCAACGUUCAAGAAAGGUCCCUGGACACCAUCGGAGGAUGCCAUCUUAGAGGCAUAUGUCAAGAAGAAUGGCCAGAGAAACUGGAAGAAAUUGCAGAAUGAUACCGGCCUUUUGCGGUGCGGCAAGAGCUGCCGCCUCCGGUGGAUGAACCAUCUCAGGCCCACUCUGAAGAAGGGGGCUUUCACCAAGGAAGAGGAGAAUAAAAUCAUUAGGCUCCAUUACAAACUGGGGAAUAAGUGGGCUCAGAUGGCUACUUGUUUGCCAGGGCGUACUGAUAAUGAAAUAAAGAACUACUGGAAUACUCGAAGAAAGAAAUGCAAGAAUGUCCAUUCCCUUCUGUAUCCAGAUGAUGUAUGCCAAGAGGACUUGAAUGAAGAUCAAAAUGAGUCUACUGACUUCAGUUUUGGGGAGAAGCUGUCCAAUGAUCCGUUAUAUGUUCCUGGUUUUACUGAUCGCCUAGAAGAUACUAGUAUAUAUCAUGCACCCCAGCUUUCAGAUGCAUCCAUCAAUAAUAUACUUGGUCAGAAAUUUGUAUCAAAAGAUUAUGACUCCACAGAAGAUCAAAGAAACCGAAUAGAGGUUGCUACAGGAUUUGAGAUCCCACUUCCUAUGCUGAAUUCAACCAAAAACCAUACAUUUGCACCAGCUGCUUUGUUUGCCAGCCAUGGGUUUUCAAGUGGCCACUUCUCUGCUUCUAGAUCCAUAGCAGCUCCUUCGAAGUUGGAGCUCCCUUCAAUCCAAUUUGACGAAUUUCAUCCAAACAACCAGUCCAUGUACUCGAGGACUUCUGCGGUGCAACCUACCAACCUUGCUAAUGACUACAUGAAUUCCACAAUGUUGCCAACAACAUCUGAGCACAUGGCAUCAAGGAACAAUGAUCAAUCUGAAGAGCUACUUCAUAAAUCUCAUGCAUCAAACUGUGUGGUGAAAGAAGAGCUUUCUGCUAUGAGUUUGAGUUCCACUGUUAGCAUGCCAUGUGAUGCUAUGACAGAAUCUAGAGAGCUUGAUCUAUGUGAGGAAUAUCAGGAACAAGAUCCUGAUUACUCUCCUCUUGGUGAUAGUUUUUGCGACUCAUCUCUUUUUCCAGCAUCGCUAGAAGAGCUCCAGAAUUCUGAAGUAUAUUCCGCACAUACCUCCUCUAUGACUGGCUACAAUGAACAAGUAGUUCCAUGGUAUGAACGGGAUGUUUCACCAAUCCAAGAAGGUUUCAUGCUAGAUACACAGUUCUAUUUGGAUGAUAUCAAUCCAUCCAUCGUUGACUACCCUCCCCCAAGUGAAUAUAUGAUACAUGAAACUAGAGCCUCCAUCUUCCCCAAGUGACAUCAUGAUCGGCCUAUUGUAUGAACAUUCCAUGAUAAAGCUCAUGGCCAUCAGUUCUGUCGUUCUCGACAUGAAAACUUUGCCAUCUCUCAUAUUGGGAUUUCUAGUUUGGAUAUCGAGGGUGCUUGUUCUUCAUAUCAAAUUUACCGGCCUGUUGAUUAAUGAUUAUUUGAGCGUGCUACGUUGAGUUUCCUCCGUUGUUAUCCGUUCCCCUAUCGAAUUCAAGGAGUUUAAAAGAGUUUGUAUCACUGCAAUGUUCUACGAGCGAAUUCAGAGGCAAUCUCGCUUCAUGUUUAGGCAUGGUUGGUUCAUGGUUGUAUUGCAGUCACUUGGGUGACAGUUGUGUUGUGUGACGUGUGUCUCUGGUAUUGAUAAAAGUACUUCCUCGUUUUUUUAUAUGUUUGACGUAGUUGAUUUUUAGAUUUACGUUUAAUUAUUCGAUGUAUUCGAAAAAAUUAAUUAAUAUUAAUUUUGCUGUGAUAUAUUUUAUUA
This is a messenger RNA of Oryza brachyantha (malo sina), 2210 nucleotides long. RefSeq names its product transcription factor GAMYB-like. Lineage: Eukaryota; Viridiplantae; Streptophyta; Magnoliopsida; Poales; Poaceae. The record is from RefSeq and is a predicted model, not a curated record. The coding region runs from base 279 to 1718 and encodes 479 amino acids. The transcript has 6 exons.